Ruditapes philippinarum (Manila clam) is the source of this 3145-nucleotide messenger RNA. RefSeq lists its product as uncharacterized. Lineage: Eukaryota; Metazoa; Mollusca; Bivalvia; Venerida; Veneridae. The transcript is spliced from 3 exons. The record is from RefSeq and is a predicted model, not a curated record. Bases 421 to 2175 code for a protein of 584 amino acids.
GUGCUUUUAUUUCAUUAAAAACAAAACCCUUUACGUUAAUGUCAACAUUCUAUAUAUAAAUGGUGUACGUCUUAAGAGUUAUAUUGGCAUAUGUUUUUUUCUUCUUCUUUUUUAUAUAAUAAUAAAGCAAAGUAGCCAUAAAUCGUGUAACAUAAAUAACUUUUUUACAAACUCUUUUUCUCAUCUCGGCAUUUAAGGCCUAUGUGGAUCAUCACAGCUAGUGAACACAUAUUUAAUCUUUAUUUGUGAACAUUUAAAGGACGGAAAACGAUACUUUCCACAUCCAUAAAUCAUUCUUGUAUGGAAUAUUUAGUAAAUUAACGGGAUUAACAAAAUUGUUCAAUAAGAACCCUUAAUAAACAAAUUCACGUGUUGUUUGGUAUGGACAUUGAGUAGUUACUACAGUUUACACAACCUACAAUGGAGAGUCGGAUACGAGAGUCGAUACAUGCAUUUAAAGGCGAGUCGGCUUGGAGUCCUAUGCCUGAGCACUUAUUGUUCACACAGGUGGACAAGGAAAAGUCGCCGACGCCCAUCGCUACGGAUGGGGAACAGAUCUGUGAGGAAUGUGGAAUGAAGUUCAAAUCCGAAGCGAUGCUAACUUACCAUAAAGUUGGUUUUUGUGUCGGUCCGUCGACAGAUGAACUCUUCCUGGAUGAAAUUCCAACAGAGUCAUCAAUUGUGCUUCCUGGUGAAUCUAGAGAUAUACCAACCAAUAUGGCCAAUGUAAUACAACACAGUGCUAAAAAUACCAAACUACAGUCUUCUAGCCGAGUUAUCAAACAGGAGCCGCCAAAGUUAGAAUGGUGUAUGUGCGCGCAUGGUGCAGUUGCGCCGGCGGCAAUUAAAGUAGGAUACGAUGAUAGCGACCAGACAUAUACCUAUUUAUGUGUAGCUCAGGUUGGAGAGGAGGUUAUUCCAGGUACAGUUCUGCCACCAAGGAAACAUGCUACUGUACUAUUUAGAGGUGCUGAAAUCAAAGCUACAGAUUACAGUGUUUUAACAGAUCUAGGAGGGUUAGCAACAUGGAAACGCUGCGACACAGCAGGAAGCAUACCACGUGGUGCCGUCAGGGGAGGAUAUGAUUCUGAUGAAUUGCAGUAUUUCAUUGGAAGAGGAAAAGCUCCAGAUGGUAACUGGUGUUGUGGGCAAUACCUACCACAUAAACAGCAGUGUUGUUUCGCUUGGGAAGGGAAUGAAUAUAAGACAAAAGAAUUUGAAAUUUUGUGUAAAACUACUCCAAAACAGUACUUUAGCAAAGCAGAGAUAAACGUUAAGAAGUCAACUGAUACAACUAUAGCCAAACCUAGGCAGACGACAGUUAAUAUACCUACAGAUAUCGAACAAGAUAAAACUUUAACUCAUGAUUUUACAAGGAAGCAAAAAUCCUCAACACAGAUUUCAAUGCAUACAGACAGCGUUAACAAUAUAAAUGAACAUGACACCUCGGUUAUUCUGGAAACUGGACGCCUUACAAAUAGGAACGAAUCUGCUAAAAAUCCAAAGCGACAGGAUACUGGUAUCUUAAGUCUCGGAAAACCUAGACAGAAAAGGUCAUCUGAAAUGGUUAAAUCUGGAACAGAAGUUAAAUCACAAGGAAAGAUCACGCCCACCUAUUCAAAAGAAAAUAUCUCAAAAGAAAACAGUAGAAUUGUUACUCCGAGAGAACUAACGAAGUCUCGCGCUUCAACAAGAAACGAUCACUCAAAAGAUAAAAGUAAAAAUUUUAACACGCGAGAACUGACAAAGCCUGGUGCUCUAAAAGAACAGACAGUUUCGAAAGAAAAUAGUAAAAUUGUAAAUCAGCGAGAAUUAACUAAAACUAGCGUUUCAAAAGAGCAAGUAUCCAAAGAAAAGAGUAAGAUAGUAAGUCAGAGAGAAUUAACCACGUCUGGUGCUUCAAAAGAACAGGUGUCAAAUGUAAAAGAAAAGAGUAAAAUCGUUAAUAAAAAAGAAUUAACAAUACCUGUUGUCCCAAAAGAACAGCUAUCCAAAGAGAAAAGUAAAGUUGUCAGUCAGAGAGAAUUAACCACGCCACGUACUUCAAAUGGAAACAGUGAGAUAGUUAAUAAACGAGAAUUAACCAAAUCAGGAACAAUAGUAGAUUCUAAGGACACAGACCAAAACAGACCAAACACCGGAAAUGUUACAGGCAACACUAAUUUACAGUUUUAAAGAACAGAAUCGUAAGACAGUGACACGUUUAAAUUGCUCAAUUUAUUACAUCUAAUAAAUGUAUACAUCUUCUAAUAAAUUUAUACAGAUGUAUAAAAAGGUUAAUUAAACAAAUACAUUAUUAACAGACUAUGAUAACUGAAUGGCAACAUGGUAAAGAGAUGGACAAACUAUUUGAGCACAAAUAAGUGUUUAGUUUCGCCUCAAUAUUACUCGAUAAGGUUACAUUUCUACAGUAAGCACAAAAUUCCGCAUAGCCCUUAGUUUAACUAUCUGUUCCCAUAUGGUAUUGACAGUGAACUUUGGACAGCAUUAAUAUGUAUUUUAUGUUAACAGUUAUAUACAGCUAUUUUACUUACAUUUUAACAUUCAUCUAGUAUCCUAUUGACUCACCUAUUGUCUUAUGAGUGCGAGGCUGAUAUGUCAAAGUUGAUGGCCGGCUAGUUCAAAUGCUUGAGACACAAAUUAUGGCCUUCAAAUAAUUUUAUUUCAGAUAAAGUUUUGUGGCUCAAACCAUCAAAAUCUGUUAAAUAGAUUGAUGUGCACAAUGUAAUUUUAAAUCCAUGACUCGACGUCGACAGGUUAACAUAGUCAUUGUAGGCAUAAGCUGUAUUUAUUCAUGUAAUCAUCAUAGAUAUCACCAUUUUGUAACAAUGACGUUUCAUGCAUCAUCAUUGGGCAUGUGUGUUAAAUUCAUUCAAUAACUGGAAUAGGAAAUCAUGGGUCUCUUCUGUAUUUAUUGAUCGGAUCAAAACUGAUGCACAUAUAUAUUUAGUGUAUAGACUUUGAAAAAGUGUACCAGUCAAUGCUUCAGAUCAAAUAUACAAGAUGUUGGCAUCGUAGUUUCAGCAAGGAUUAACAAUGAAUUCCUUUUGAUCCAUGUUUGAUAUACCCAUUGUAGCGUUCCAUUACGCAUUGCUGUAUAUAUAAACUAUUUUUACUCCAAGUCUAAGUAGGUUGUUUUAUCUAU